Molecule: messenger RNA, 4693 nt
Organism: Liolophura sinensis
Lineage: Eukaryota; Metazoa; Mollusca; Polyplacophora; Chitonida; Chitonidae
Product: homeobox protein six1-like
Exons: 3
Coding region: 567-1634 (355 amino acids)
Biological process (GO): regulation of transcription by RNA polymerase II
Cellular component (GO): nucleus; transcription regulator complex
Molecular function (GO): RNA polymerase II cis-regulatory region sequence-specific DNA binding; DNA-binding transcription factor activity, RNA polymerase II-specific
Source: RefSeq, a predicted model, not a curated record
AACUGAGAACAAAUCCGGCCUGGGAUAGGAGGAUAUGGAUGAGUUAGAGAUAGAGUUCGGACGACGGAGCUUUGAACAGACAGGCGAAGGAACUCCGUGUCCGCCUUCGUCGCACGCCCCGAAGUCGAGUUCAUAAACAGCUCAGACUAGCCUGAAGAAUCCAAUUAUACGGGCAGAUCUUAUUGAGAUGCGGGAAUGAGACGUGGUGCGAACAGAGACUAGUGGCAUGGCAAACAUAUAUGUCAGCAACUGAUAGUUUGGGGUCUUGAGUUGUUCCGUCUGCGCCUUCUCAGAGUUUCCAGGAACAUUAUUAACAAGCGUGUUUUCAGUUAAAACAAUUCUCAUGAACUGUGACAUAUUGGGAAAUACAUACGAAGGGAGCGAAAUCUGCGCACUGCAAACACUACGUUAACUGGUCACGGACUAGACCUCCGGUGGUCGCGCACUAAGCUGCUGAUAUCUCAUCCCUAGGUUGCCAUCGAGGCGAGUGCACCUUUGCCGAACCGUGUCCACCAAGGCGGUCAAGUGUUCAAGUCGUCUCUGAGGAACCUCUAACUUCAUCCACCAUGUACGGAGAAGUGUUACCUGCUCAUCCUGCGUAUCUAGACCCCUAUAAUUACACCGCACACUUUCGACCAGGACAUAGGGCGGCGACUUUGGGUUCUCCGUCAGAUGUAACAAUGUUACAAGAUCAAGCGAUUCCGGGAGUUCCCUCUCCCACAUCAAGCAUGGUCCCAUCGUUUGGCUUCACGCAGGAACAAGUCGCCUGCGUUUGCGAAGUGCUGCAACAGGGAGGGAACAUAGAGAGACUCGCCCGCUUCCUCUGGUCUCUACCCGCCUGUGAACAUCUCCACAAAAAUGAAAGUGUCCUCAAAGCAAAGUCCGUGGUCGCUUUUCACAGGGGCAACUUUAAAGAGUUAUACAAAAUUCUGGACAACAACAGCUUUUCCCAGCAUAACCAUCCCAAAUUACAGGCGCUGUGGUUAAAAGCGCACUAUAUAGAGGCGGAAAAGUUGAGGGGCCGGCCGCUGGGAGCCGUUGGGAAGUACCGAGUACGGAGAAAAUUCCCUUUACCACGGACCAUUUGGGACGGCGAGGAAACUAGUUACUGCUUUAAGGAGAAAUCACGGAAUGCACUGAAGGAAUGGUACACUCACAACCCUUACCCAUCACCGAGAGAAAAGCGGGAGUUGGCAGAGGCGACAGGAUUAACCACAACACAAGUUAGCAACUGGUUCAAAAACCGUCGACAGAGGGACAGGGCGGCCGAGCAAAAAGAACGAUUUGGCGAUCAGAAUUCACAAGGUAGCCUGAAGGACCAAGCGUCACCGACCACAGACGGGAGCAAAGAGGACAGUCUUGGGGGAUUCCCCUCCAAACACGAGGGCGGAAGUCCAUCACCGGACCAACCGAUUGACCAUUCUCAUGUUUAUGCGGACCUGCAACGACCUUCUCCCUUACAGCACGUGCAUCACCAUGACACCCACAACAAUGCUCUCAUGGCUUCCCAUCAUAUGGUGACACCGACGGGUCAUCACAGUCAUCACCAUCACCCAGUGCUCCAUCAUCCUGGCAUGUCUUUAUCAAAUGGCCAUGAUAUCAGUCAGGUAAUGGUGGACUAUCAAGCCUUAUGACCUGAUUUAGACCAUUUCCUGACAGGGGAUUUGGGCCAUUGAACAAAAACUGUUCUUUCGACGUAUGAACAUAGUGUGUCACUAUUAAAGCCCUACUUUAGAGACGUCCUUGUGUGAUCAGUUUUCAGUGCUGUCAACCCAUAAGGGUUUAGGCCCCUGUUGAUAGAUGGGCCCGUUGGGUGGCGCUGUUCAGUAUUCAGCCAUCAUCAGUAUUGUGUAUAGACGGACAACUGGAGUUGUGCAAAUAGUGAAUUCAAAUGUGACUCUAAGUGAAAAGUAUGGGCCGCCAGAUGACAGAUAAGUCCAGAAGUGCAACCAUACGGGAAUUCUCCAUAUUCAAGCCAAAGUUAAAAUGACUGCAGCUGGAUGGAAAGUGAAACGUUAUACAGUUUUGAAGGAAACUUAGUUUUGACAAAAAUUCUGUCUACAUCAGAUUUUCUGAACUCCGGCAUAACAAUAAUCCAGAUCUUUAUAGAUUCAAACAAUCUCCCUUUGCGCGAAUAAAUGUGGUAGUAAUUCGUGCGUAUAUAAGAAACAUCACACGAUGUUACUGUAUUAGUCAGAAUUCAUUUGUGUUCGCGCAUUCAGAUCCACGAUGAUUUUAAUACUAUGAAGGCAUCGUUUAUAACUUAAAGCUGGACUGCAAUAAGGCAUUUGUGAGACUUUUUUGUGUGCCCUGAAGCUGUGCUAAAAAUUGCUACCCCAUGACGGACGGUUAGUAAGUAGGAAUUAUGUUCACUGUGUAACGCAUGUUGUGGAGAAUAGUCCAUGAUGUUAAAGUAUUUUAUUGCUUCUGUACUUAUAGCUUAAUGUGUUGGUGCUGUAUAAUCUCCAUUGUUUUCUGGAGGACCGUAAUUAAAUUCGUGAAUAAGCAUAAUGUCUUUAAUAUUCUUCCUAGUUAUAUGACCUCAAAUGAGAAGAAAUGGUUGUUGAAAUAAUUAAGGAGGACUCAUCUUUGUUGAAUAAGGGGUCAUUUCGUACCAUUUAUACCAUUUAAUGCGUCUUACAGAAUGAAUAUGAAUUUUUUUUAACCAUUUAAGUAUCUUCGAAGUAGACCAUAGAAUUUUGUGCACUGAGCCUCUCUCUACUGCUUUUAUUUCAGUGUUACGUGUUACGUAACGGUUUUGUUCAUCCUUUUCUAAACGUGCCAUUGUUUACACCAGAAAAUAUGUAACCCCUGUGAUUCUUUAAGAAAAACGUUCAGUCACCGUAUGUCUGUACAGCCAUUUUUUGUUUUGAUAUUACCAAUAUUUAUUGCCAGUUGCUCAUGUGUUGUUUGCAGGUACUGUUAAUAUUAUAAUCACUAUUUCUAUUGUCUUUUUCACACCGACCUUGUAACUCCCGAAAAGCAUAGUACAUGUACAUAACUUGCCAUUUACAAUUUAUAUCCCCUACUGUUUCUUUAUACGACCGACUUUUCUUGCACAUUUUAAGAUGAAAUAACAAUGUUAUUUACGACUAAAACAGCUUUGUUCAUUCAUUAAAAGACAAUUAUCUUGCAUUUCCUUGUCUAUGUUAUGUAUAUUUUAUACACUUUUCUGGGAAGAUAACCUCGUGAAAGAUAGGCAAAAUCCUUCAAUACAUAAUGCCCCAGCAAGUUUAACGUGUUGGUGUCAGUAAAGGUGUGCGAAUGUGUGUUUUAUAAUUUUAUACAGUAAUUUUAACAUGUUAAUUUUAAUUUACUGAAUUUUUGUUUAAGAAUUUUCCUUUGCGAUUUCGGAAAACCGAAACUCUCUUCAGGAACAACAAAAUAAUAAUAAGAUUAGAGGUUAGGCAGUGAAGAUUUAUAUAAUCAGUCCUUACUACAAUCAACACUUUAGCAUCACUGUAUCCCCGAAUAUGUUACUCCGAACGUGGCUAAACUUAAACUAAAAUUUAGACUUAUUAAGUCAAAAUAUACAAUUUCAGAAUUCCACAUAAGUCAUUUUCGUAUAAGUGUGGAUGACCACGAGAAUACCUAUGUCACACAGUUCUCUAGAAUUUAGUGUUAAAAUAAUAUUUUUGUUUGACAGAUUCGUGAGCUGUACAGAAUACCGUUAUUUUUACGUGAACUUGCAUUAUGUGUUUGUAAUGGCUAAGUUCUCUGUUCUUAUUUGAGUAUUAUCAUUGGCCUCAAUGAACUCUGGGACAAAAUCUCUUCUAUGGGCACCUUUUUUUUGUCCUAAAAGUAUGUCCAGUUAGUUCUGUACAUAGUGCCAGACCUAAUGCUGAGCAGUGGCGUCAUGAUGUCGCCGACAUUGUUGUGAUUUGUCACUACCAUCGUGACGUCCAGAAUAUAAUCCAAUCCUGUUUCAGAUGUUUCCUCAGAGCUUGGGCCCACGGCCGGUGUCAAAUGUCCCUCGGGUCGCUGUGUCAACACUUAAAGGGUUUGAUAAUACCAUUUUAGCCCGCCCUACUUUUAGCGGAUUCAACUGUCAUGUAUAAAACAAACUGCCUGUUACAGACAUUGGGACAAAUAGUGCUAACUCUCGUCUUAACGGAAUAGAGUGCUCAUUACACAAACAUCCAUCUCACCAGAUGUGGCAAAUCGAGUGCCGCGACAGACACUGAUUGGCCUUGUUUAAUGGUGAAUUACUUUGAUCGCUUAGAAAGCUCAUACAGAUCUUUAACCAUUAAAUACACCAGCGUGUAAUUCGGGAAGACCAAACUCUUUUAUUUACUAUUUUCGUUACACCAAACAAGUUAGACAUAUUGCAUAUUUUUAAAUAUGUAAAUUUUUGGCUGUGAUAUUACUUUAAUCAAAUAAUUCCAAGGCGUUUCCAUUUUGGAAAAAUAGUGGGGAAAUAGUUUUAACAGUUAUUUAACUUUUCUGCAUGUUGUACUAAAAACAUUCUACAUUAUUCUGUUUUCUGAACUAUUAAAUUGUUUAAAACCCUGUCAGCUACUUAAAACUAAUAUGUAAAUUAUGAAACAAUAAGAUGAAUGUAGUUGUGUCUGUGUAUGUUUGUACCAUGUACAUGUAUGUCAAUCUAGGUUUGUUUUAGUCUCCAAUUCAGCCACAAAGCCCAGCAUACAGCAAAGUAAUAUUCCCAAACCAGUCCUUUUCAAUAAAUAAUUAC